Gasterosteus aculeatus aculeatus (three-spined stickleback) is the source of this 1472-nucleotide messenger RNA. It is a transcript of the gene tekt4, whose product is annotated as tektin 4. Gene Ontology annotation, biological process: cilium assembly; cilium movement involved in cell motility. NCBI's taxonomy places the organism in Eukaryota, Metazoa, Chordata, Actinopteri, Perciformes, Gasterosteidae. The record is from RefSeq and is a predicted model, not a curated record. Gene Ontology annotation, cellular component: microtubule cytoskeleton; sperm flagellum; nucleus.
AACACGCGUAACCAGGCAACAGCAAGCAAACAUACAGUUCAAGUUCUGUCUGCUUCAGGAUUGUGAAGACUUCAUUCUGGAAAUAAGUGUUACGUUGUGGCUUUUCCUCGCUUAAUUGUCUCAUAAUGAACCCUCUGCCAUCCUCAGGCUCUGCCACAGCCGGCUACCGCUCAGCUAAAUACUCCCCAGCGGAGUGGUUCUCCAACUACCACAGCAUCCUUCAACAGGCCGCCACCAACCGCCGCGAAGCCGGCAGCAUCCAGCGGGAGUCCAAAGCUCUGUACCAGGACACUGAGGCGGCCACUUUGCAGACCCAGGCUGAGGGGACACGUCUUCUGGGGGAGAGACUGCAAGAGACCCACGACUGGAAAUCAGAGCUGCAACAGCACAUUCACCAGCUGCUGGCCGACACGGAGUCACUGUCGGCGCAGAAGACGAGGCUGGAGAAGGCGCUGUACGCCACCGAGAUUUCAUACGCCAUCGCCACAGACAACCUCAAAUGCAGGGCCAGGAGACCGGGACCGGACCUGGUCCGAGACGCUGUGGAGGAGGAGCUGCUGAAGGAAGUGGACUUGAUCAGGAGCGUCCAGGCUCUUCUGAAGAGGACUACGGCUGAAGUUGUCAGUCAGAUCAAGAUGAACAGAGACGUUAAGCAGAGGUUAGAGUUGGACUGGUCUGAUAAGUAUCAGGCCUGCGACUUUGAUGGCCGCAGUGGAGGAUUCAGUAACAUGAGCCCCGACACGCGGCACCACCCCAGCUCGGCCACCGUGCAGGACCAGGUGUGUAACUCCACAUCAUGGACAAAGUUUGCACAGUACAACCGGUCCAUGGCCUUGCAGGAAGAACGGGCCUCCAGCAGUCUCAGACUGCUGGUGGAGCGAGUGCUGCAGGACACCUCUCACGAUCUGAGAGUCCAGUGCUCCAGCGUGGACCGAGCUUUGAGUCAGCGCUGUGCAGAGAUGAUAGAGGCCAAGACCCAGCUGGAGAUGAAGCUCCGACAGAUCUUGGAGCAGAUCGUGGCUCAGGAGAAGAGCAUCGUGGCUAUUCAGCAGGCUAUCCACAACAAAGAGGCUCCACUGAGAGUAACUCAGUCCAGACUUUACCUGCGCUCCCUCAGACCCAACAUGGAGCUCUGCAGGGACCAGGCCCAGCUCAGUCUGGAGGGGGGGUUGAGGCAGAUUGAUGCCACUCUGGCUUCUCUGCGCCAGCAGCUGAGUGAGGCCAGAGGCUCCCUGUCCCACCUGGAGGAGUCACGCAUUACCAUCGAGAAGGACAUCCGCUGUAAAACCAACUCGCUGUUCAUCGACAGGGAGAAGUGCAUGACUCACCGCCAGCGAUACCCAGCCGUUUCCACUCUAUUGGGAUACUGAAGACGACGACUGUUUGUCUCUUGUCUGGCUUUGAUUUUCACAUUCUUUAAAAUUCUAGAUAUUUGAAGCCACCAAUAAAUAAAUAAAAAUGCAUUAAAUAAA